AUGAUUCUGGGGUUGGGAAAGGACCAGGAGGACAAGUCUUACUCCUGACUGGCUGAAGUGGUUUUAGAGAGACAAAUAGACUGAGCGAAUGAGUGGGAGCUGUCCAACUUUUCAGCAGCUCCUAAGCCCCGGGAUUCAGGCUUUCUGGGUUGUAGAGGAGACAAGCAGCUAAUGUUGGCGCUGCUGCUCCUGCUGCUUCAAACUGCUCCCGCUCUCAGAGCAGCAGCACCGCCUAAGGAAGGAAGGGGGAACCCUUAGGGAAAGAAGCACAGCUCCACACGCCCCAGUGUCUGACUUAGGGAACCAAAGAGCUUCGCUGUCAUCUCUUCUUCGGAUCGUCAGUUGGAUCGUGCUGGAGUCCUUUCUUAGUGUUCCAUCUUUUCAGAGACUGGUUGCUCCAGCCUGUGGGAGCUCAGCUUUUUCAGCCUAUUUGCUCAAGAAGCAGUCGGAGCAGCAGUAGCAGCAGAUUCUCAGAGGCGCACCCAACAGCCAGGUCCAUCAGGCUUAGCAGAAGCAACCCGGAGACCAAGAGCGAGGAUGGAGGCAGAGGGCAGCAGUGUGCCGACUCAAGCUGGCAGUGGCGGCGAGGGCAACGAUGGUACCGGUAGUGGGGCCACACUGAAAGCCCCCAAACAUCUGUGGAGACAUGAGCAGCAUUAUCAAUACCAGCUCCGGCAGCAUCAAUUCCGCCUCUUGCAUCCUCAUCACCACCACCCUCCACCACCGCCUCCACCCCAAUCCCAGUCCCAGUCCCAGUCCCAGUCCCAGUCCCAGUCUCAGCCCCAGCCCCAGUGCCCUUUACAGCCACAGCAGCCGCCUCCACCUCCACCACCUCCGUUGCCGCCGCCACCGCCGCCGCCUCCCGGGGCCAGUCGGGGCCGCUACGGGGGCAGCAGCAGCUCAGGCAGGGUCAGGCACAGGGGCUACUCCGACACGGAGCGCUACUUGUAUUGCAGAGCCAUGGACCGAGCAUCCUAUGCCGUGGAGACGGGACACCGACCAGGUUUAAAAAAAUCCAGAAUGUCUUGGCCCUCAUCCUUCCAGGGACUCAGACGGACAAACGCUGAGAUUGCCAAUUGCGAUGAGCUAUGGACCAAUAGGAGUGCACCCUAGUCUGCUGCAUGGACGUGCUGAUAGUCACUGACCAAUUGCUUCUCUAAUAAUUGCUACCAGAUGGAAAACACACGUGAAUCCUGCUGUGGUGAUGAAUGAAUUGGAUAGAUAUAAAAAUUAGGACACUUUUAGUAUAUACUACCCUUUGGAAAGAUUUCCCACCUGUUUUUUGACAUUAUCAUCUGUAACUAAAUGGCAUUAUGUAUUAAGUAAUUAAAUAUUGCUACUGGGACAUCAAAAAUAUAAACUAAUUUUCUAAAAAUAAUUGUAUUCAGUACAAUACAUACAGAAUUAUGCAUUUCACAUUACCCAAACCAGUUUUAUUUAUGAUAUAAAUUGAUUCAUAAGAAGACAAAAUAUUUAAGCAAAUACAUAGCAAAACAGAAACAAGAAACAUAAAUAUGACAUAAUUAUUCUUGUUAACUAAGUGUGACACUAAGUUGUUUCUACAUUGCUUAAUGACUGCAAUUUUGGUACCCUAGGAGAAAGGUCAUAUCGCCCCACUUUAGUUAUAGUUCUAAAACGUAUUAUAUGUUACCAAAAACAGUUCAUGAUUCUUGCUUUGUACAACUUCUCUUUUGUCAUUUCUUUAUCCCUCUCUGAUCAUUCCCAGAAUGCACUACAACAUCUCAAGUUUUCAGUGGCAUGAUUCUCAAGUCAUUUCCUCAGCUAGCAUACACUGCUGUGGCUCCCAAGUUCCUCCCACUUAUACUGAUUCACUCCUGAAUCUCAGAUAAAUCUCUUUCUCAGGACAACUCAUACUGCAAUUACCGAAUAUCUUUCUGUGUUUCUGCCCUCGUAGUUCCCAGGCCAACUUCCUGUGCCACCAGUUUAUAUGCAUCAGCCCCAAGCCCCCUUCCUCAUAAUGAUGCCCUGUCCUCUAGUGGAAGGACAGACACCAAAUUCCGUUAGUAGUUGCUAAGAUAAUAGAGCUAUCACUUUAGAUCUGGAAGAGAGUUUCAAAGUCAUCUGGUAUUGACCCCCUCAGGAAACUGAGGGCCAAAAGUUUAUGUGACUUAUUCCAAGGUUAAAUAACAUGUUUAAGGUCAAGGCAAAUAAUAGUAGCAACAACAAUAAUAAUAACUGACAUUCAUGUAGGACUUAAGGUUUGCAAAGCACUUUACAACUGU
Phascolarctos cinereus (koala) is the source of this 2243-nucleotide messenger RNA. Lineage: Eukaryota; Metazoa; Chordata; Mammalia; Diprotodontia; Phascolarctidae. The record is from RefSeq and is a predicted model, not a curated record.